This is a messenger RNA of Branchiostoma belcheri (Belcher's lancelet), 602 nucleotides long. Its product is annotated as cytidine monophosphate-N-acetylneuraminic acid hydroxylase-like. The transcript has 5 exons. The annotation marks the transcript as partial. Gene Ontology annotation, molecular function: 2 iron, 2 sulfur cluster binding. The record is from RefSeq and is a predicted model, not a curated record. Lineage: Eukaryota; Metazoa; Chordata; Leptocardii; Amphioxiformes; Branchiostomatidae.
AUGGAGCAGAGGAGCGUGGAAGUGUUACGGUUAACUGCCGGAGAAACCACUGCCUUGGUCCCAGGGGUUAACCUGAUCUGUAAGGAAAGAGGCAACUUUAUAAUUUACAAGGAUCCAGCGAACACCAAAGAACCGUACAAGGCUUGUCGCAACAUCUGCAAGCAUCAAGGCGGCACGUUUGUGAGAGAUGUGGAAGAUUCCACCUGUAGUAUUCUGCGAUGCACCAAGCACGGCUGGAAGCUGGACCCCUCCAGCAUGAAGUAUGUCAACCCCCCGGACAGCUUCAGACAGGACAAGUUAGUUCCAGAGUUAGACGAAGAUGGGGGAUUAGCCUUGGUGGAGCUGAUUCCGCCUAAGCCGUGGGACAACGACGCAAGGCGCCCGCAGACCAUCCGACUCGGAGAAGUGCAGUUGACGUUUUUCGCGCAUGCGUGUAUGGAGCUGAAGCUGGGAGACAAGACGAUGUUUUUCGACCCGUGGCUGACCGGACCCGCCUUCGCCAGGGGGUGGUGGCUGCUGCACGAACCGCCCGCUGAUUGGCUGGAGAGGCUGUCACGUGCUGACCUCAUUUACAUAAGUCACGUACACUCGGACCAUCUCAG